GUCGUUCGGAAAGCUCGUGUAUUCCCUGCGUUGAUGCGCGUGCUCUCGCUUUCUUCAGUGCGAAGAUUCAACUGAGAGAUAGCAGCGUUCGUUGAUGAAAAGAAGCCGGUAGAGAGACGAGAAACAGUUGAUUCGCGGUGAACGCAUCUGAAAGAUAUAGUGUGUUUUUUUUUUUGUACGAAAAUUACCAAGGUAUUACAAUCCGGAGUGAGAAUUGAGCCGGCUUCAAUCAAUAGGCAUAGUUUUUCCUCUGCCUUUUUUCUGACUGAUGCCAAUCGGGGGACCAAUUGUCCCGAGAUUCUGUGUGAGGGGUCCCAAAGGCCAACUUCGGGAAGUGGAAUAGAAAGAAGAUUGGUGGUUGGCGCGAAAAGGUUGACGAAAGAAGGAAAAAUACGGAAAGGUGAAGCCGAAGUAGAAGAAGGUCGAGUGAUUGGGUGUGAUUAGAAGACGAGAAGAUUUAACGGAUCAGUGAUAAAUUGCGAAAAGCGAAAAAAAGAAAACACAAAAGGCUCCCCUCUUGUUGUGACCCUCGACGUAGAGGUGAAAAAGAAGUUGAAGCUGAAAAAAUAGGAGAGAGUCUCAUAAAAGUGGAAUCACCUCCAAAUUGUGUGUGCGUUUGGUUAUGUGCCGGGUUAGCUUAGGUGAAUGGGAUUCUGAGUGAGUGAACGAAAAGCGGCUUAACCAGUGAAGAUCUACGUGAGCCAAAAGUCGAAAAAAAGAAACAGGGUCAAUAGGAGAGAAUUCUUCAUCGACUCUUUGGGGCUGUAAUUAAUGUGGUUUGGCUGGUGAAUUUUGAUUAGCUUGUUGGAGAUCAUAAAUGGAAAAAUUGAAGUGGAAAUUAAAAAAGUGAAAAAGUGUAGAGCGAAGAAGAAGAUCGCUAAUUUAUUGUUCUGGUUAGAAAAUCUUGCCUUGGGAAUCGUUUAUGGUCAGUUAAUUGAUAUACUUAUACAACUACAGAGUGUGUUUUUUUUUUUCGAGAAUAACAAACCUGAGUAACGAAGCAUCAGGUUGAAAAAGGGUUAAAUUGAACCCUUUCGAAACGAAAAUACAGUGAAGUUAAUUGACGCCGAAACGUGCUUAAAAAUUUCGGAUUGACAAUCACCAUACGCGGAAUUAUCAUUUUCAGUGGUCUUCGAAUAUUGCUGCCAGUACGACAAUCAACAAAUUAUUAAAAAACGAUUUCAUCCAAAAGCCGACUAAUCACCAUCAAUAUUGAACCUGGAAGCUUUAUGCCACUUUAAAAGCCCCAUUAGUCAGUAGCGCACCACACAAAACAUUAACCCGGGCGCCCACAAAGAAAAAAAAACAAACUACGGAACCCACACACUGGUUGGUCGUAAGAGGAAUUCCGAAAAUGUAGUAAUACCCCAAUCAAUUAUAUUUAGCCGGGAAUGUGCAGUGGCAAAACGAAAGCAAAACCUCCAACUCGAACGAAAGCAAUCAACAAACGACAGCAACAUCUAGUCGGUUGGGCCGUUUCGAGACUGAGACUGGACAAACGAUUGUGAGAUAGUUGUUACGGACAGAGGAACUUUAAGUCGUUCACGACCUCCUCGGUCAUCGUUACUAGAUCGUGACUGUCCAAGUUGGACCUCCAAGUUUCGUGAGGGCCUGGCGAAAGUGAGAGUUUGGCAGCAGUAGGAAUAGAAGUGGCAUCGUCAUGGAGCAGUAUGUGACCGUUGUUUCGGUUGACGAUCAUCAGCAGCAGCAGCAGUCGUCGUCGUCAGAGUUGGAUCAAGUGGCGCCAGAGGCUGAAGGUGUCAGUUUGGCCGCCAGUAAUGAAGUCGUGGGUGUGGUUCCGAUGAAUGGGACUGGCACCUCCCCGGACUCACAGUUUGUCACAGUGCUGUCGAUCAACCAUGGCGAGGCAGCGGAAGGAAGUGAACCAGAACAGGUGCUGGUCUAUCGGUUACCCGGGGAGCGAUUGGGCUUUGGGCUGAAGUUUCAGGGCGGAACCAAGAAUAAUGAAAAGAUCCAGCGGUUGUUCAUUCAGUCCUGUGCAGAAAAUAGCCCAGCUUCGCGGGUUCAGGCCAGCUGGGGGUAUCUGAGGGAGGGCGAUGAGAUACUGGAGAUUGACGGAGUCAGCGUGACGCAAAUGACCAGAAUUGAGUGCGUCAAGUGUUUGAAGGAAAGUAAUUUGGCCAUCAAGUUGCUAGUGAGAAACGGGGAAGGAAAGGUUCAAAACUUUUUCGACGAUAACGAGGAAGUACCGGAGAAGAAAAGUGUGCCACCGCCACCCCCACCUGUGCCACCAAGGAAGCUUAAUAAACGAAAAUCGACGGCAGAGCAUCAAUCUGCCGACCCACCAGCAAAGCAACUAGUGGAGAUCGUCCACCCCCCGGAUGCUGAAGUUUAUUCCAAUCUUUUCUGCGACGACAUAAGCGAUUGGAUUAGCGAGUCAGACGAUACUGCCAGUACAAUUUCUACAGUCAUAGACAAAUAUUCCCUAUGUUCUAGUUUAUCCUCUGAGGAUUACACCAUAUCGGCCAAUCCGAACAAUUUGGAGCUAGCCAAAGCUUUAAAACCGUUCACAAUGCUAGAAAAAGAAUUCAACCUAGAUAGCAAAUUGGAAUCCAAUCUAUUUGCAUUCCAACCGCAAACCCUAAACAUCGUUCAGCUAGAGGUGGAAGCACCUCCCAUGAACGAGUACGAGAACGUCACGAUAGCUAAGGUAGACGAAAAUAAAAACUACGAAAACAUUGUUGUUCACGCGAGCGAUCAUCAACCCUCGAACUACGAAAAUGUCACCAUCCAAACCGUGAGCGAUCCACAACCAUAUGAAAAUGUCAUCAUCUCUACCUCCUCCACGGAUAAACCUGACUCGACGGUUUAUGAAAACGUUGACCUCAAAGCUCCGCCGCGGCCUCUCCCUCGACAAGCCGGCGCCGGAACCACGAUCGCAGUUCUCGAACCCAAGAAACGUGCAGCUCAAGCCGCCAGUGUCGUCGCGCCACCUCGUCAAAAGUCACCCAAACUGGCACAAAUCCCUCCAGCACUACCUCACGAAUUCAACACCAUCCAAAGCUGGCUGCAAGAAGCUACCGAAGUCAUCCACGAGUGCGCCUUGGCACCCCCCAACGCAGCAGAUCCUUCCCAAGCGAAGGACGACAAACGCACCGGAAGCACCGAAAGCCUCCCACGUCUCAUCGACUUCCACCCGAAACUGUCUAGUCCCUACAAGUCCCCUCAACCGUCGCCCAUCUCCCCCACGGAUGAUUGCCAAACCGAUGAUAGUCUCGAGAUGCAACUCGAAAACCCCACUCCCACGAAAAAGUGCAUCAAAAUUAACAGCACCGAGAACAGUUCCCAGAACCACAACUAUAUCGAAAGUUCCUCGGAGGAAGAAGACGAUGAUCGAGACAACGAGGACGAAGAGGAGAAGGUCUAUGAAUUAGCUCACAUGGAGGAGCAGCAGGAGCGGCGAUCGUCCUGCGAUAGUGGAGCAUUCGAUAACUAUAGCGAUGAGGACGGGGAGAAGUUGGGGCCGCCGGAGAUUGUUGCCGGUGGACCAUCGGAGGCGUACUUUAACUUUCAUUGGUCGACCACCUUGCUGCCGCCCAUCGGGGAGGUUGAGGAGGAGUUUAGCUCCCUGGAGAAUCAACAGAGUGGACCAAUUGUCAUCAUCGACACGGCUGAGGAAACACUGUUCAAUGAUAACAACAACAACCAGCAUCGGGAAUCGAAAAUCAAAUCACAAGACUUUCCGGUGCAGUAUAGGGAACCAGAACCAUCACCUUCACCUUCGGCGGUUACUCCGACAUCUAUCGUAAUCAAAACGGUGCCGGAAUCAACACUUCCAUACGAAAAUGUGGUCGUACUUCCGCCACUUUCGAGACCCUCAUCCGAUCCACCCCCUGUUCCUGUUCCGUCCGUUCGAGGUCAAGAAAUGGAAGAGUCUGAAAAUUUAACAGACGUGGAAUCAGCUGUUUCCGAUAUGAUAGAACCAGGUGAAGUUACCUCAGCUGAUAAGAGUACUUCUCGUGAUGACGCCACUUUUGAAUUAGAGAACAACGAGCGGAUUGUUUCGGAGAAAAUUUCCACCUUAGAAGAACGAGGUGAUCAGUUGAUGGCCGGCAUCGAGAAAGAUAGCGAGAAUUCCAUCGAAAUGGAUCGCGUGGAAACGGAACAAUCGGAAAUGCGGGAAGUAACGGAUUCGGAACCAAAAAAGGAAUGGGUCAACCAGGAACCGGAACUGGUGGCCGACGAGGACGUCGAUCAACUGGCCGUGGUUAACGAAAGUGUGGACAGUGAUUUCGAUGAACUGGUAAAGGCUCAGCUCGAUGAAGACAACGCGGGGCAAAUUCAACAGAUUCAUGAGAGAAUCAUUGUUGGAAUUGAAAGCUCCAGUCCACAGCCGACGAUUUUAGAUGACGCAAAGAUUGAACUAGAGGUUGAUGUUCAAGUUCAAACUCAAAUCGGGGAUGAUUCAGAACAAAGUGUCAACGAACAACAAAAAGUGAUGAUUGAUGAAGAUGUUCCAGAUUGCACACCCUCACCCACAGAAGCAGAACCGUCACCGGGCGAAGAAUUGGAGGUCGAAAAUAAUCAAGGUGAGUGUCACCCUAAUUCUUACAAACAAACGUGCCAGUUCAAGUUCCACUUCUUAUCGCCUGGUAUGUUUGUUCCGUCUAUAGUUUACCGAUUCUUUAUCAUCGGUGGUAGUAAAAGUGGUUAUAUUCAUGUGACCGAAAUCGAAGCGUACAUGAAAACUUAUUUAGAUGAUUACUUCAAUCAAAAACAAAACCAACAAGGAUCUAUACUAACACCGGAAGUGAAGAAAAGGCCAUAUGUCCCGAUUGGACAACUGGCUCAACAGUUCAAUCAGAUGCAACUGUUGAACAAGGAAGUGCAUCCCGAAGGGAAGCCUUUCUCCGAACAAAGAUUUACUUACCCGUUCCAAAUAGAAGCUCAGAUACCGAGCCAAGUACAGAUUCCACUUUCUCAACCUUUAAGACAGUCUCAAAAUCCUUUCACGCCAGAAACUAAUCCAUGGAAUAGUGGUGUUGGUAGUCCCUUUUUGGUUUCUCCUUACCCUAAUCCAACAUUUCACGAACCAAGACCACGUGCUCCGUUUUCCGUUAACGAACCUUACCCAUAUCAACCCCUCUAUUCAAAUCCGAGACAGGAAGACAUUUCCGGUUAUGGUUAUGCUCGACGUUUACCUCAUCAACAAUGUAGCAUCAUUGAAAAGUGGCCCAAGUUCACCGGUGAUACCAAUUUAAUACCUGUAACCGAUUUCUCGAAACAAAUCGAUAUUUUGUGUCGGUCAUACGCCAUUAGCAAAUCCGACUUGCGGAUGCAUGCUCACUUGUUAUUUAAAGAUAGUGCUUAUAUAUGGUUUACAACUUAUGAAGAGAAGUUCAGGGAUUGGGAAAGUUUGGAGGUCCAUUUACGUAGACGGUACGAUAAUCCGAAUCGAGAUCGAUUGAUUAAGGAAGAGAUUCGUAACCGCAAACAGAAGCCGAAAGAGUUGUUCAGUGCGUUUCUAACGGAUAUAGAAGUUCUAGCUCAGCUUAUGGCUUUCGGCUUACGAAACGCUCCUGCAUGUAUGCAAAGAUGCAUGUCAAUUGUGUUAGGUCAUGAUCUGGAACCCUGGGUCUACGUAUAUCUGGAUGAUAUCAUCAUUCUGUCCAAUAGUUUCGAUGAACACGUUAGACUCAUACGCGUAGUGGCUGAGCGCUUGACGCGAGCCGGUCUAACUAUCAACCUCGAGAAGAGCAAGUUUUGCAAGACUCACAUUCGAUAUCUAGGCUACGUACUAUCAGAAGGCGGUCUCUCGAUGGACGUAAGCAAAAUACAACCGAUUUUAGAUUACCCAGCACCGAAAUCAGUAAAAGAAGUCCGAAGACUUCUUGGCUUAGCUGGUUUCUACCAAAAGUUUAUCGCCAUGUACUCAGAAAUUGCUACUCCAAUAACGAACACUCUAAAGAAACAUAAAAAGAAGUUUGAAUGGGAUAAAGACGCCGACGAGGCGCUGGUUCGAUUGAAAACCGCGCUCGUAACGGCCCCAGUAUUAGCUAACCCGAAUUUCGCGGAACGCUUCAUUAUCGAGAGUGAUAGCUCAGAUCUAGCUAUAGGAGCUGUUCUUGUACAGAUUCAAAACGGGGAACGACGUCCCCUCGCGUAUUUCUCGAAGAAGUUGUCUAGUACCCAGCUAUGCAUUACGGAUAAUGCACAGGUUUUUAAAUCAUCUCUUUUCCUAAACCUACUAAAUCGAUAUUCGGUAACACACUGGAACUUGGCCGUGUAUCACCCGGGACCCAACCCUACCGAACGCGUUAAUAGGGUCAUUGUAACUGCGAUAAGGUGUACCCUUAAUCGGAAAAAGGAUCACCGCGACUGGGAUGAGUCCGUCCAUCAAAUAGCGCGCGCGAUUAGGACUCAUUCCCACGAUAGCAUUGGUUUUUCGCCGUAUUUCGUCAACUUCGGACGGAAUAUGAUCAGCAACGGAGCUGAGUAUGAUCAAAUACAAAGUCGUGGAAGAAAUGAAUCGAUAUCUCCGAAUCAGCACGGUAUUGAAAUGGAAAAAUUGUUUGCAAUAGUUAAAGAAAAUUUGUCGAAAGCCUACAAACAAUAUCAACAAUCUUAUAACACGCGAAGCAACGCGAAACAUACCUUCGAAAUAGGCGAUAUCGUUUUCAAAAAGAACGUAAAUCUGUCGGAUAAGUCCAAAAACUACGUCGGAAAAUUCGGCACGAAAUUUGAUAAGGUUCGAAUUCGCGAUAUUCUCGGUACAAACACGUAUGUGCUGGAGGAUCUAACUGGUAACCGUAUCGGCGGCGCGUAUCACGGUUCUUUUCUCAAGAAAGCGUAA
Molecule: messenger RNA, 6814 nt
Organism: Uranotaenia lowii
Lineage: Eukaryota; Metazoa; Arthropoda; Insecta; Diptera; Culicidae
Exons: 8
Coding region: 1661-6814 (1717 amino acids)
Biological process (GO): DNA integration
Molecular function (GO): protein binding; nucleic acid binding
Source: RefSeq, a predicted model, not a curated record